Carcharodon carcharias (great white shark) is the source of this 7105-nucleotide messenger RNA. RefSeq names its product abhydrolase domain containing 12, lysophospholipase (gene abhd12). NCBI's taxonomy places the organism in Eukaryota, Metazoa, Chordata, Chondrichthyes, Lamniformes, Lamnidae. Gene Ontology annotation, molecular function: monoacylglycerol lipase activity; phosphatidylcholine lysophospholipase A1 activity. Gene Ontology annotation, cellular component: endoplasmic reticulum membrane. Gene Ontology annotation, biological process: monoacylglycerol catabolic process; phosphatidylserine catabolic process. The coding region runs from base 198 to 1367 and encodes 389 amino acids. The transcript has 13 exons. The record is from RefSeq and is a predicted model, not a curated record.
CGCUGCAAACAAUGUAUUAAGCUGGGUGCCUUCAGAAAAACCAAAACACUGGAAGGCUGAAGUCUGAGCGGUCUGCUUUAGUACUGCUGAUCUUCACCGGUCUCUUUAAACCAGAGCUUUACCUUCAGCUGUUCUAUAUUUUUCGCCCUCUUCUCCCCCUGAAUAAAGGUGGCUCUUUGCGUUUUCUUUUUCUAGUAAUGCGAAGGAGGAAUAAUUCCCUGACAGUAGAACAUGACACGACUGUCACGACCCUGCAAAAGGACUCGGCACUGUCUGCACCAAGAUUGAAGCACAGCCACAAAGCAGUAACCAGCAAAGGAAGGGAUAGCGACCUCGACACAGAUGCAAAGACGGGAAUGAUAACUGGUUAUCGGAGACGAUCUCGGUUGUUGUACAGAAUCAAGAAGCUAGCUGUGUGGUUGUUAGCUGUGUACAUAUGCAUUCCUUUCGUAGUAAAACUGUGUCCAGCCAUUCAAGCCAAACUGGUCUUCUUAAAUUUUGUGCGGCUACCAUAUUUCAUUGACUUGAAGAGGCCACAGGACCAAGGGUUGAACCACACAUGGAAUUUUUAUCUUAAACCUGAAGAGACAAUUACUAUUGGUGCUUGGCACACAGUACCUGCCAGUCUUUGGAAGGAAGCUCAGGGAAAGGACCAGACAUGGUAUGAAGGAACCUUGGCGUCAGGCCACCCUAUCAUUCUUUACUUCCAUGGCAAUGCAGGCACCAGAGGUGGGGAUCACAGGGUUCAACUAUAUAAGGUCCUGAGCUCACAAGGCUACCAUGUAGUCGCGUUCGAUUAUAGGGGAUGGGGAGACUCUGAAGGGACCCCCUCGGAGAGGGGAAUGACCACAGAUGCUGUCUACACUUACAAUUGGUUGAAAGCGAGGAGUGCUACGAGUUCAGUCUACAUCUGGGGGCACUCACUAGGCACAGGAGUUGCUACAAAUGUUGUACGGCAUUUGUGUGAAAAAGAGACCCCUCCAGAUGCCCUAAUUCUGGAAUCUCCUUUCACGAACAUUCGGGAGGAAGCCAAAAGCCACCCUUUUUCACUGAUCUAUAGGUAUCUACCUGGCUUUGACUGGUUCUUCCUGGAUCCAAUCACCGAGAGUGGUAUUAUAUUCCCGAGCGAUGAGAAUGUGCAGCAUAUCACCUGUCCAUUGCUGAUUCUUCAUGCUGAAGAUGAUGCCGUCAUUCCCUUUCACCUGGGAAGAAAGCUUUAUGACAUUGCAUUGUUGCAGAGUAGUAGGAGAGUGCAAUUUAUUCCCUUCCACAAAGACCUUGGCUACAGGCACAAGUACAUAUACAAGAGCCCACAGCUCCCUCAAAUAUUAAGGAAGUUCUUUAGUGACCCAAAUUCCCAUCAGUAAUGAGGUGGACCACAGCGAACAGAUACAUCUUUGGAGCUGCAUGAAGACUUCAGUUUAUGUCAAGCGACUUGCAUGACUUCUGUUGAUUUGCAUUCCACAAACCUAUUUCAUUUGAAUACAAAACAAAAAUGAUUCUGCUUGGAUUUUUUUUGUCACGCACGAGGGAGCUCAGUGAACAGCAAAGCUGAAGAACAAAGUGAAGGACUUAAUUCAUAUUUGAGAGUUUAGUUUUGGUUUUAAAGAAAUGAAGGCAUACAUAUUUUUCAUGACCACAAUGAUGGAAUUCUUGCAGAUAGAGUGAAAUAUAAUUAAGUUUAUAAACUCGAAAAUAGAUGAUCAGGGUAAUUUCAAAAUGUGAUUCUUAGUCAGCACCCUCCAUUUGUUGCUACUGAAUCAUGGUUCUUUAUUUCCAACUGCAGUAGUUUUAUCUUUGAGAGUUCAGACCUGUUUAUUUCUUAAGAGCAAUAGUGUCACAUGUACCAAUGGACAUGUCUUUUCAGCUCUGUUUUGCUGGGUGAAUGUUUUAUGAUGAAAUGUUGCUCAUAAGAUGUAAUAACCUCCCUGCAAUUUAGUUUGGUGCAAAGGUUUUUUGAAGGUCGUAUCUUUAGACUGAGUUCAGAUGAGUCUGUCUCAGUAUACUAACAGCAAAGUAUUCAAGUAGACAAAUGUCAGCUGUAGACAAUGACAUUAUCUAGUAUAUUAAACAAAUAAUUUGUUUUCCUUCCUAUUUCAUGCCCAGUGUUUGCCUCUUGCUAUUGUUGUGACCUCCUUCCAAUUGAAUGGGGGUAGUUGGGGAUGGCAACUGUGUAUAUCGGUCAGAUGAAGAUUAUUGUCAACUUGCUAGGUGUAAUGGUCCUAUGCAAAAUGAAGGAACAGUCUCCUCCCAGUUCCUGGUGGGUCUGAGUCCCACAGCACAAAACCGACAACCUGCUCAGGGAGGCCAUAAUGAUAACUGGUGUGGGAAGCAGGAAAGAUUCAUCCAUUGAUUGUCUUUUGAGGUUGGAGUACCUUGUAUUAUUUGGUUGACUGUACUGUACCUGACCUAAGAGACCUUAAUGCUGACAUUGGUGAUAGGAUGGAUCAAACUGUUUAAGUUCCCAUAAUUUUGAUGAGCACAAAAUUCCACCCAACUUUUCUUAAAUUCCAAGUUAAAUACUUAAAACUGAAUCAAAUGUUGACCUGUCUUUGCAUCAAUUAUACCAUUAUAAGACUGUCAGGCGUCCUAAUGAAUCCAGGUAGUUUGAGAAGUUUGCAAAAGAUUUCCAAUUUGAUAUAGGGAUAGGCUUUUUAAAUGAAGUGUGGGUGUUAGUGUGAUCACCAGAACAAACCAAAUUACAACUAACUGUCCUGCUUAUUGCUUGUAUUGUGAACUGUUAUCACAGUGUUGCCUAUGCACUUCUAGCACACUGAGCAACUCUAUAACUGUAGCAAUACUUGUGUGGAAUAUGUACUAAAUUACUGGUUGGCUUCUGGGAAACAGCAUAACAGGCUACUAAUAUUGAAAUAAAAUCAGUUGCUGUAAAAUAUGUUCUGAACAAAUUAUAUACAAUGUAAGUAGUAUAGUACUCAUUAUUAAAAAGAGCAGAACUCUAACUAACACAUUACAUUGUUACAGUGAAGAUUAGAAAUGAUUGCCUAGUUUACAGUCAGUAAGAGAAAGCAGACUCCUUACAUAGUUGCAUAGCAUAUCUUAUUUAUUAAACAUUUAUAAAAUUGUCUAAAACAGCUCAGAUGUACCCUGAGCUCAGAGAAUAAAAGUAAAACUUGCAAAUGCUGGAAAGCUGUAAUGAAAAUAGGAAAUGCUGGAAAAAAAAAACCCAAAACAGAACUGUUAGCUUAAGGAAGGAAAAGAUGACAAGUUAAUGUUUUGGGAGGCUAUAUCAUUUCUGAUGAAACAAGAGCCUGUUUUCUUUCUUUCUCAGAUUUGUCUAUUUCUGGAAUUCUUUUAGUGAAAAUCACAUUGAUCUUUUUCAACAGUUGAAAAGAGGCUUUCCCGCCCCACCAAGGGGAGCAGGGUAGGAUACCUCCAUUAGCAGGACCAAAUGUGUUAUUGCUUCAAGAAGGAUGUGUAGUCAGCCCCUUUGGCUGGGAUAAAAUUGUGUAGAAUUUUACAGCACAGGCCCAGCAGUUCCAUUGUUUAUGCUUAAUAUGAGUCUCCUUCCGUCUUAUUUUAUGUCACCCUAUUCAUCAUUUCCUAUUCUUUUCUGUCUCAUGUGGUUAAGUAGCUUCCCCGGGGUUGUCAAAGGACACCUAGCAAAAGUGUGUAAGCCAGGUCUGUCACUAUUUCUCUGAAGUGGAACCAUAUAUUUGCUGGUUCUUGGCUUCAAGAAGCAGUAUUUCAAAUGGCUGUUGUUGCUCUUUCCUGUGUACAUGUUCUUGGGAAAUAACAGGGAUCCAAGCCGGGGUCUGGAGCACAUGAAAUUUGACUUUCUUUGUCAUUUUUUUAAUGAUGGACUGUGCUAUUGAUCCAAUAUACUUGAUUCUUGGGCAUCUGGACUUUAAUUUUAUUUUCCCAAACCUCAUAUGUCAAAAAUGGAGUUUAACAAUAUAUUGACUUGUCUAAGCUGGGACAUAUAUACAUGCCAAAUCUAAAAUCAAUGAUAAAAUGUCUUGCCUGGAUAGUUCAUAUUCUUGCCCCUACUUCAAUGAACAGCUAAUGUGUAGAAGAAUCCCCAAGUAGAAAUUUGGCCUGGGUUCUCCAGAAUCCCUGCUAUAUCAAUUUCCUAAGCAGCUCUGAAAACAAUGAUGUUGUCCUUGGUUCAUUUGCAGCACCCAGACCCCUGAGAGAGAAGGUUCUGUGUGCAAGCCCAGCUACUGAAUCUGGAGCACAAGGCCACAUCACCAAAGCAGUAUUGAGGCCGUGCUGAUUCCGAGUGGCUGUCCUUCAGAUGAGUUUUAAACCAAGGCCCCAUCUGCCCUCUCAUGAACAUAAGAUUCCAUCCCAUAUUUUGAAGAGGAGCUUGGGAGUUCUCCUGGUGUCGUAGCUAACAUUUGUCCCUCAAUCAACACCUACAAACACAUGAUUUCAUUAUUUUCAUUUAUCUCUCUGCUGUUUUUGGAGCUUUGCUGUGUGCAAAUUGGCUGUUGCUUUCCUUACAUUAGAGCAAUAAGUACACUUCGAAAGUAACUUCAUUAGCUCUAAAGUGCUUUGGGUUGUCCUGAGGCCAUGAAAGGCACUAUUAUAAGUGCAAGAGUUUUUUUUUCAAACAUUCACCUUCUUCAAAGGCAUCUCUGGCAGCCAACUUGCUUAAUGUUUGAAACAAUUACUGCAGGGUUCUAGUACUGGGUCCCCAGCAAUAGUACUCUCACCUCUUGAGCUGCGAUCUUUCUGUUAAUGCCUAAGACCAAUAGUUAGCAUUCACUUAGUGAGGCUACCAUUUAAGUUGUGUAACUUUUUUAACCAUUUUGCUGUGGUGGGAAGCAGUGUGUUCCGGAAAAAUGCUCUCCUACUUAAUUGUUCUUGGUUGAUUCUAGCAGCGACAACUGUAUAGAAAAUCAUGGCUAACAGUAAAAGGUGCUAUUCUUGCUGAACUGCUGUUCAUGGUUGUGAUCUCAGUUACCAUUGUGUGAAACCUAGAAGGAAAAAAAAUUCGGAUCAAUAUUCUUAUUUCCCAAUUUUUACUGUUUUUUUUUCCAUCUGGACACUGGAAAAAGAUAAAUUAUUACUUAUUUUGUAAUAAGUACUACUGAAUACAGACUUGCUUCAGAUGAUUUCAUGGUUAAACUUGCAAUAAGGGUUUUUAACUACACGCGUAGUACAUCUGGCCUCUGUCUGCACAGACAUUUGAUAUCUGCAUUGAAGCUCACUGCCAGCUCAAAGAUGGGAGUUCAGGCUGAAUUAAAAUCUAAAUGUUGAAAUUAAAACCCCCCUUGUUUUACAAAAGGGAGCAAUCCUGUAAUUGUUCUCCACAAGUCAGUUGAUUAGUCACAAAUUAAACAUUUGAGUUUCAUACUUGCUAAAGUGCUCUAAAUUCCCCCGCGUUAAUUUAAUCAUGUUCAGAUAUCUGGUCUGUGUUUAGGGAAAACUGCUUUAUUAAUUUAGAGGAUUGCCUGUGCAAUUUGUUGAAAUAUAAUAGUUAAGCAAGCAGACAAGCAAUUUACUUGAGAGUAGAAUGUGUUAAUUAUAUAUGAAUAUUUUGUUUAUUGGUUACUUGUAAUUUUUUUUUAAACAAAAUGCAUGGGACCUUAACAUGUCUGAUUUACGUCAGAGACCUGGGAUUAUUUUGAAUAAUGAGAGAAUUUAAUAAUUGAAAGUUAUUAAUUCAAAGGUUAGAAUGCUCUGAGAAGCUGUAAAGAAAAAUUGCACAAUUGUGGCAGCUUGGAUUUUAAAGAUGAGUAACUGGAGCCAUGACGCAUCUCCCAAACACUUCAGAUCUUUUUCUUGAGUGUGUAAAAAUGGUCCUGAAGGAGGGAUUUUUGCAUGCAGGCUAAAACCAGACCACAUGGAGAACUGCUUCUGGUAUUCUUCAUGCUUCACUAACGGCACAGGACACAGAACUAUUUCAAUAUCUGUUUAUGCCAUUUCAAAUAAUACUCCAGCUUAUUAUGAAAUACAGCUAUUAUAAACAUGUCCACAAAUUAACUCUAAAACCUAAGUAGGUGUAACUAAAAUCAAUAGUUACAUCAGUGGCAGAAGUGAAACAUAAUUGGAGGUGUGAACAUUAUUUAAGUGACACAUUCAGUAAUACCAUAGCUGAUGCUGCAUUGUUCCAGUGAAACGUGACAGUAUUAUACCUGUGUUUUCUCAGCCCAUAUGCCAGAGAUUUUUUUUGGCCCAGAUUUUGCAGUGGUAAUAAAGGCAAAACUGUUAGUGUUCGCUCACCUUACUCCACUGAAAUCUGGGCUAUUAUGUUUUGAUUGUAUAUACUUCAACACCUUGCUGGAUCAAAAUUUUGGAACUCCCUACCUAACAGCAUUGUUGGGAGUAUGUUCACACAAGUUGCAGCUGAUCAAGCAGAAGGCCCACCACCACCUCCACCUUGGGCAACUGGGGAUGGGUAAUAAAUUCAGGCUUUUCCAGCCUCUGAGAAUAAGUUUUGGGGGAAAAAUGAGUAGGAAUUUCCAGCUAUGGUUCACAAGUCCCAAGUGUCUGCCAAAGUACACUCUGAAAGGUGACUUGCUAAGAGGUUUGUGAAUCUGCAUCUACUCUAUUGAACCCCUUCACAGAGAUGUUUCCAAUUGUGGGUGAGAUCAAAACUAGGGACCAUAAAUAUAAGAAAGCCACUAAUAAAUCCAAUAAAGAAUUCAGCAGAAACUUAUUUACUUGAGAGAGUAGUAAGAGUGUUGAACCUGAAAUAGGAUAAUUGAAUUUUAGAACAUUGAUGCAUUUAAGGCAAUACUAAAGUACCUGUGGGAGAAAGAAAUAGAAGGAUUUGCUGAUAGGAUUAUAUGAAGAAAGGUAGCUGGCUCGUGUGGAGCAAACAGUAUCAAAGACCAUUUUUCCCAACUGCUCAGUGUCUGUGCUGUAAAUUGCAAUGUUUCAUUUUUGGCAAAGAUGCAGUGAGCUUUGCAUAUUUCAAACUUGUCAGGAUUUCAGUCAAUUUAUUUUGCCACAUACAGACAAGACAAAGUGGUUAAAUUAUCCUGUGAACAUGAAGCAUAUCAGCACCUAGCAAUGUCUUGAUAAAGGGAGGUCAAUUGAUCUUGCACAUUUUGUAAGCUGCUGAGUCUAGGACUUUGCUUGAACAUUAACUGAUUUUACGUACUGUAUAUUUUUAAAUAAAUGAAGAUCCUGAGUA